Messenger RNA from Abrus precatorius (Indian licorice), 2597 nucleotides. RefSeq names its product probable L-type lectin-domain containing receptor kinase S.7. The transcript has a single exon. Gene Ontology annotation, biological process: protein phosphorylation. NCBI's taxonomy places the organism in Eukaryota, Viridiplantae, Streptophyta, Magnoliopsida, Fabales, Fabaceae. Gene Ontology annotation, cellular component: plasma membrane. Gene Ontology annotation, molecular function: protein kinase activity; carbohydrate binding; ATP binding. The record is from RefSeq and is a predicted model, not a curated record. Bases 251 to 2320 code for a protein of 689 amino acids.
UGAAUGAAAUUAAUCAAACAUAAGUUGAUUACCCCACAUCAUUUUCCUCCAUCACAUAAUUUUUAUCAGAAAAAUUUUAAUACAUCAAGUACUUUUUUGUCUUCUAAGCUGAGUCCAAUAUAUUUCCUAGUCAGAUUUGCUUUCUUCCAGUUUGGUUUAUUAACCGCAGCACCAAAUUCUAACCUUCCUAGCUUUAUCUUAGGCAUUACCAACAUUAUUAGAACUAGCAUCAAUCAUAUCAUCCAGCUGAAUGAUAGGAAUUUCCUUUAUUCUGUGGCAUGCAAUUGCAAUGGCUUCCAUGUGCAACAUCUUCCUCAUAUUUUGCUUGUUUAAUCUUCUAGCUUCCAUAGGGCCAUACCCAUUUGUAGUUCAUUCAGCUAGUGAUGUUCCAAUUAAUGUAACCAAGCACUUCCACUUCCUUGAUUUCAGCUUCAUCAACAACCCAAGAAUUGUCCAUGAUGUGAAGCUCCUAGGCAGUGCCAAGUUCUCAAAUGAAAAGGGUGCACUUCAAAUUCCCAAUGAAUCACAAGAGACUGAUAUAAGACACCAAGCAGGUAGAGGUAUCUAUUCCUUUCCAAUUCGCUUGCUAGAUCCAACUACAAAGACCCCAGCUUCCUUUCAAACCACUUUUUCUUUUCAGUUGAACAAUUCCACCACCUCUGAGCAAAGUGCUAAUGGAGGUAGUGGCCUCACUUUCAUCAUAGUCCCUGAUGAAUUCACUGUGGGUAGGCCAGGGCCAUGGCUUGGCAUGCUUAAUGAUGCUUGUGAGAAUGAUUACAAGGCAGUGGCAGUGGAGUUUGACACAAGAAAAAACCCAGAGUUUGGAGAUCCAAAUGACAACCAUGUUGGCAUCAACUUAGGUACCAUAGUAUCUACCAAAAUCAUUAAUGUUUCUGAUGUUGGUGUGUCCCUUAAGGAUGGUUUUGUUCACCGUGCUUGGAUCACCUAUGAUGGUCCUCAAAGGAAAAUGGACAUUCAUCUUGGACUAGCCAACCAAGAGGUUUAUCCUUCUAAGCCUAUCUUCUCAGAAUCUGUGGACCUUUCUCCUUAUCUAAAUGAAUACAUGUUUGUGGGGUUCUCAGCUUCCACAGGAAAUCACACGCAAAUCCACAGCAUACUCUCUUGGAACUUCACUUCCACAAGCCAAGCCUUUCUUCGCUUCCCUUCAUCUGAAACCUGUGAGGGUAAGAUCUUACUUGAGAAUAGUACAACAGCAGCAGCAGCAACAACAACCAAGAAGUCCACUAAGAAUGAACCACCACACAGCUUUUUGAUUUUUGUGGCUGCUGUGGCAUUGGCUCUGGCUAUUUUCCUUGGUUUUUACUUCAUCAGUAAGCACAGAAGAAACGUUUCCAAGUUAAGCUCAUCAGUGGACACGGAAAUUCACAGGCCAAGGCCUCCAAACAAGCCACGUCGCUUCGCGUUUUCUCAGCUUUCAUCUUCAACUCGGUCAUUUAGUGAUAUAGAGUUGCUUGGUAGUGAUUCUAGAGGAGUGUACUACAGAGGAAAGCUUUCUAAUGGCAGCCAGGUAGCUGUGAAAAGAUUCUCAGCUCAGUUUCUUAAUACACAUGGCUCGGAUAAGAAGCGUUUGUUGAAGGAAAUCAAAGCCAUUAGUCAUGCUCGCCACCCGAAUUUGCUUCCUAUAAGAGGGUGGUGUCAAGACAACCAUGAGAUCAUGGUGGUCUAUGAGUUUGUCCCCAAUGGAAGCCUAGAUAAAUGGCUAUUUGGUGCUGGUGUUCUUCCAUGGACACGGCGACUCAAAGUUAUUAAAGAUGUAGCUGAUGGCUUGAGCUUCAUCCACAGUAGGCAACUAGCCCACAAGAACUUGAAAUGCAGCAGUGUGUUUCUAGAUGUCAAUUUUAGAGCUGUUUUGGGUGAUUUUGGGUUUGUGCUAAUGGGGGCAGAAUCAAAACAGUUUGAGUCAGCAGUGUGCCAAGGUGCAGAUGUGUUUGAGUUUGGUGUCCUUGUUUUGGAAGUGAUAGCUGGAAGGAUAAGAGAGGAGAAAGAGGAGGCCAGUCCAGAAGAGAGGAACUUGUUGGAUUUUGCUUGGAACUUGCAUGAGACUAAUGAGAAAGUGAAGUUGGUGGACAGAAGAAUGGGGUCAUUGAUCAACUUGGAGCAGGCAGUUCGUGUUCUGGAAAUUGGAUUGCUUUGCACUCUCAAUGAGAACAAAGGGAGACCCUCCAUGGAGCAAGUGGUGGGGUUUCUUCUUAACAUGGAGAAGCCUAUUCCAGAGUUGCCAAGAACUCGCCCUAUUGCCUUGUUCCCCUACAACAGUGCCAACACUGGACUUUGCAAUGCAUACUCUUGUACUUUUUGAGUGGUGUUACUGAAUGAUUUAUGUGGGUGGUAUAUGAAUAACUAUGAAAAGGGAUCAUUCUUAGGCCUGCAAUAAUGGAUUGGUCUUCCAAAUGCUGCAAAUAUUCAUAGUGCCGUGUGAUUGUGAAGAUGCUAGAUAAUUGUUGUAUUGUAUUAGUUUGGGGGAUUCUCUUCUUUAGAAGCUAGAAUUCGUUACUCUAUUUUGAGUCUUCCUGUUAUAGGGUAAGAGAAAAAAUGGUUGAUAAAGUUUAAAAGGGACAGCAAGUCAAUUUUCUUUU